GUGGUCUUAAAGGUGCUGGGAAGCAAGGAUUUUGGUACUUUGUCGUCGGCACGCAGUGUUUGGCCAGCACGCCGGGACACUGCUUGCCACUUGCUACUUGCAGCAAUUAUUAAACGAGUUGUAACAAACAUAAGACCGGUGACGCUCAUCAGCAAAACCUGAGAAGUGAAGACCUGGUUUACAAAGCUUGACUGUAGGCACCACCUACAAAGCACCAUACAAUAAUGCACGUAUAGUAGACGCCGCCGGAGCGAGCUCGCUCAGAAAGAAAACCCCAUCCGCCGGGUUCGGCCGGCGCGAGCGCUGAAUACCUGGACUUAAAAAUGGUGGCGCCGGACUACAGUGUCAGCCCCGGCCUGCUGCCCGGCAUGGGCGCGGACGAGGCCCGGGUGCGCGCCAUCGCCGAGGUGGUGUCGCUGCUGGUGGCGGGGGUGCGGGAGGGGCGAGACGUGGACCUCAACCAGCUCAAGUGCGAGGUCAGCCGGCGCUACAAGCUGGCGCGCUCGCCCAAGCUAGUGGAGAUCAUAGCGGCGCUUCCCGAGGAGCACCGCACCACGCUGCUGCCCAUGCUGCGAGCCAAGCCCGUACGCACCGCUUCGGGCAUUGCGGUGGUGGCGGUCAUGUCCAAGCCGCACCGCUGCCCGCACAUCGCCACCACCGGCAACAUCUGCAUCUACUGCCCCGGGGGCCCCGACUCGGACUUUGAGUACAGCACUCAGUCGUACACGGGGUACGAGCCCACCAGCAUGAGGGCCAUACGGGCGCGGUACGACCCGUACGUGCAGGCGCGCGGUCGGGUGGACCAGCUGCGCAAGCUGGGUCACGUGGUGGACAAGGUGGAGUACAUCCUCAUGGGCGGCACCUUCAUGUCGCUGCCAUCUGACUACCGCGACUUCUUCAUUCGCAACCUGCACGACGCGCUCAGCGGCCACGCCAGCAGCUGCGUGCGCGAGGCUGUGCGCUACAGCGAGGAGAGCCGCACCAAGUGCAUCGGGCUCACCAUCGAGACGCGGCCCGACUACUGCCAGCGCGCCCACCUGUCCGACAUGCUGGCCUACGGCUGCACGCGGCUGGAGAUCGGGCUGCAGUCCAUCUACGAGGACGUGGCCCGGGACACCAACCGCGGCCACACGGUGGCGGCGGUCAAGCAGUGUUUCGUGCAGGCCAAGGACGCCGGAUUCAAGGUGGUGGUGCACAUGAUGCCGGACCUGCCGGCAGUGGGCUGGGAGCGCGACAUCGAGUGCUUCCGCGAGUUCUUCGAGAACCCGCACUUCCGCACCGACGGCCUCAAGCUCUACCCCACACUGGUCAUCCGCGGCACGGGGCUGUACGAGCUGUGGAAGCGGGGGCUGUACAGGAACUACCCGCCCGACAAGCUGGUGGACCUGGUGGCGCGAGUGCUGGCGCUGGUGCCGCCCUGGGUGCGCAUCUACCGCAUCCAGCGCGACAUCCCCAUGCCGCUGGUGACGGCGGGCGUGGAGAAGGGCAACCUGAGGGAGCUGGCGCUGGGGCGCAUGGCCGCACUGGGGCUGAGGUGCAGGGACGUGCGCACGCGCGAGGUGGGCAUCCAGGACAUCCACAGCAACAGCGCCGUGAGGCCGGACCAGGUGGAGCUGCUGCGGCGCGACUACGCCGCCAACGGGGGGUGGGAGACCUUCCUGGCGUACGAGGACCCGCGACAGGACAUCCUGGUCGGGCUACUGCGGCUGCGCAAGCUGGCGGGCCCCGACUCCAGCCGCCAGCCGGAGCUGCUGGGCGCUGUGUCCAUGGUGCGUGAGCUGCACGUGUACGGCACGGCGGUGGCGGUGCACGCCCGCGACAGCGCCAACUUCCAACACCAGGGCUACGGCAGCCUGCUUAUGGCGGAGGCGGAGCGCAUCGCGGCGCGCGAGCACCGCUCCGUCAAGAUCGCGGUCAUCUCGGGCGUGGGCACGCGCCACUACUACCGCAAGCUGGGGUACCACCUGGAGGGCCCCUACAUGGUCAAAUACCUGGUGCCGGGACCGGCGGGGGCGGGAGCGGGAGCAGAGGGGAAGGAGGGGGUGAAGGGAGGGGCAGGGUUCGUGCCGCGGGAGGUGGUGCCGGCGGUGCGGGCGGCGCGGGUGCGGAAGGAGGACGGCGGCGAGGAGGGCGGCAAGGCGGGGGCGGGGGCGGGGAGGGAGGAGGAGCGGCAGGCGCUAGCGGCGGCAGUGCCCGCGCCGCAGCUGUCGAUGCAGCCGGCGUGCAGGCGGCGGCGGACGGUGGCGCGCGCAUGCCGCGUUGCGGGGCAGUAGCGGGCGGGGCUGCGGUGCCCGCAUGCGGCGGCAAUGCGGCGAGGAGGAAGGCAGCCGGUCUAGUGGCAGGCGGGGUAGCUGACGCACGCAUGCUGGCACUGAGCCAGUGGGGGCCACCGUAAACAGCUGAGGGCAAGUGCCGGGGGCGCCGGGUGUGUCGGCUGUUGUGCGGCUGACCGACUGCACCGCCGGCGCGAGGGGCCGGCGGGACUGUGGCCGUGUGGGGCAGCACAGGCAGCGGCUGCUGCCAGCUCUCAGGCAUCAUGCCGCGCACAGCUGAUGGCAGGGAAGCAGGGAAGCAGGGAGAGGAAAAGAGUGCGGCCCGUGUGGGUGUACGUGUUGGGGCGCGGCGGCGCUGCAGAGUGCAGGCGUCGAGACGAAUCGCGCAAGUGUUUGCCGCAUGUCAGGCGCAGUUGCUGGGCUGGAAAGCGCAUCGCUGACAUUCGCGUCGGGCUGGUGCGGCGGUUUAGACAGCUGUCAGGCAGGGGCCAUGGCAGGGGCCCGCCGCUUCACAUAGUUUUGGAAGGCGGGUGGUGGAGCGGCUUGCCGUGUUGAGCGGCCAUACCAGCACAGAGAGUUGCUUGGCCAUAGCAGCUGAGGAGAAGGUUGCACCUGUAAAUCUCUGAUGCU
Molecule: messenger RNA, 2903 nt
Organism: Chlamydomonas reinhardtii
Lineage: Eukaryota; Viridiplantae; Chlorophyta; Chlorophyceae; Chlamydomonadales; Chlamydomonadaceae
Exons: 19
Coding region: 324-2273 (649 amino acids)
Biological process (GO): tRNA wobble base 5-methoxycarbonylmethyl-2-thiouridinylation
Cellular component (GO): elongator holoenzyme complex; cytoplasm; nucleus
Molecular function (GO): iron-sulfur cluster binding; acyltransferase activity, transferring groups other than amino-acyl groups
Source: RefSeq, a predicted model, not a curated record